UACAAGCUUCUCACACCUUCAUUGUCUGUUGAACCAUGUCAGGUAAAGUUGAUCCGUCAAUGUUCCUCUUCGAUUUCCCACCGCUGCUUAUGGGGACUUUCUGUAGACUGAUGGACAGCGGCGUCAAUGGACUGGGAUGGCGAGAUUUAGCUGCUCGCAUCCUUCCCAGUCUGCUGGAAGUGAGGUGUACUGAAACGUUUGCGGCUGCAGGGAAAAGUCCAACCCAAGAGCUCAUGUGGUCGUGGGCACAGCAGAAUAAAACAGUGGGGGAUCUGCUGAAGGUGCUGGAUGAUAUGGGCCAUGUUCGUGCCAGGAGUCUUUUUCAGUCAGAUUCUUGUGUGUUGAAGUCAUCUUCGUCUCCUCGGUUUCCCACGUAUCUGUCAAAUGGUGAACAAUCCAUUCACAUCUCAGCUCUUUAUCUAGAGCCUGUGUCUGUUAAAGGUGAAAAACAGAAGUAUUCGAUCACUUAUUCAGACGUCAUAGAGGGAACCAGAAAUUUCCAUCAGGACUUGAAAAUUGGAGCUAGCACAUUUGCAGAGGUCUACUGCGGAAGAUGGGGAAGCAAAUCUUUUGCUGUGAAAGUGUUCAAACAGGGAAAUAAAGCCACUUGGAAGAAAUUGUGGGAAAAAUUCACAAAUGAGAUUGAAGUUCUACAACUCUACCAGCAUCCUAAUAUCUUGGAGCUAUGGGGAAGCUUUUCAGAGAGAGAUCACUUCUGUUUAGUGUAUCCAUACCUUCAUAAUGGAUCAUUGUUCCACAGGCUUCAUGAGGAAGCUGAGAGGCCUCUGUCAUGGCAGGAGAGGCUGAACAUCAUCAAAGGCACUGCAAAGGCAGUUCACCAUCUACACACUGCACAACCCUGCAUGGUUAUUUGCGGUAACAUUACAAGUUCAAACAUACUCUUGGAUGAGCACCUGCAGCCGAAAUUAUCAGAUUUUGGUUUAGCUCAUCUAAGACCCCACUCUGUCAACCAGAGCUGCACCAUCGUCAUGGAUACUGCCUCCCAUAGCAACUUUGCCUAUCUCCCAGAGGAGUACAUCCGUGAUGGCAAGCUGUCAGUCAAACUAGAUGUUUAUAGCCUUGGCAUGGUUAUAUUAGAGACAUGUACUGGACAGAAGGUGACACAAGUGUCAGCAAAGAACCUGUAUUUGAGAGAUGUUCUGAGAUCAGAGUUUGAGGAGAAAGGCUGUGUGGAUGCCUGUUUGCGGUUUUUAGAUCCUAAAUUGGAACACUGGUCUCCUGCGGUGGCGCUCUGUCUGCUCCAAAUUGGGCUGGAGUGCACAGCCAGCAGAAUACGAGUCAGGCCUAGCAUGAAAACUGUGCUUCAGAGGUUAAGCCAACUUCUUCCCAUUCCUGCACCUCCUGAAGACCAACCGCACACUCUAGAUGAUAAUAUCUCUCCUCAAGGCUUCCACUAUGUCCAAGUUCCAUGUCCCAGCCUGCCCACUGAAGAUGAUGAAAUGUUCAGACCCCUGGAGGAAACUCCGUCACCCAGAGUCCCCAAACAGGCAGGACCCUGUGAGUGCAGCCAGUCCGAGGUUACUUUCUUGAGUGUUGGAGAACAAUUUCACAGGGAAUCUUUCCUGGAAAGUGACAGAGUGGUUUCAGCAUCACAGAGUUUACAGUCAGACCCUGUUCCUCACCUGGACUUAUAUGGGAGUUGGCCUGUGGAGUGCAGCUGUUCCACUGAAACUGAAGCACAGGGGUGUGAGGAAUGCUGUGCUAAUGGCUUUAGUCAGUCUAUCGUAUAUGUAACUCUAGAUGAUGGUGCCCAGCCCUCACAAAGUGACAUCAAGAAUCCAGCAAAAGCAAAAAUGAGGAAUAAAAUUCACUUGUACAAUCAAGGGCUGAUAAAAACAGAGGAACUUCUCUCACUGAAGUCAGACUGAUUCACCCAUUAAAUGGAAGAACUUUAUAAAAAGUGAACUCUUCGGGAUUCAAACCAGUGUUGUACUACCAUAUCAUUAGACAUGCAUUUACCCCAGUGAAGAUUUGUAUAUUUCAUGUUUCUGACGAAUCCAGUAAAUACAA
Messenger RNA from Xyrauchen texanus (razorback sucker), 2031 nucleotides. It is a transcript of the gene irak3, whose product is annotated as interleukin-1 receptor-associated kinase 3. The record is from RefSeq and is a predicted model, not a curated record. Gene Ontology annotation, biological process: protein phosphorylation; signal transduction. The transcript has 13 exons. NCBI's taxonomy places the organism in Eukaryota, Metazoa, Chordata, Actinopteri, Cypriniformes, Catostomidae. The coding region runs from base 36 to 1889 and encodes 617 amino acids. Gene Ontology annotation, molecular function: protein binding; ATP binding; protein kinase activity.